Molecule: messenger RNA, 1166 nt
Organism: Engraulis encrasicolus (European anchovy)
Lineage: Eukaryota; Metazoa; Chordata; Actinopteri; Clupeiformes; Engraulidae
Product: adenine phosphoribosyltransferase-like
Exons: 5
Coding region: 166-639 (157 amino acids)
Biological process (GO): AMP salvage; adenine salvage
Cellular component (GO): cytoplasm
Molecular function (GO): adenine binding; adenine phosphoribosyltransferase activity; AMP binding
Source: RefSeq, a predicted model, not a curated record
GCGUUCUGCGCUCUGGGGCCGCCGGAUUUUAAGAUUUAAGGUCGUGGAGCGUGUCCUGUUGUAUGCUAUAAGUGACGCGAGUGUAGCAGAGCGGGUCCGUUGGAACGUUUUGGAGCGUAGCCUAUUGGAGCGCUGUCAGAUCUCUCCCAUUUCAGGUGUAAUCCCAUGCGAAAACACAAGUCAUUCAGAGACAUUUGUCCACUACUCAAGGACCCAAAGGCAUUGGCUGCAGUAAUUGACUUGUUUGAGGAAUAUGUCCGCGAAAACCACAAAGAUGUUGAAGUAAUCGUUGGUAUGGAUGCACGUGGGUUUCUAUUCGGGCCCCUGCUGGCUCAAAGAUUAGGAAUUGGCUUUGCCCUGGUGAGGAAGAGGGGCAAGCUCCCAGGACCAACAGUCUCAGUAGCCUAUGAUCUGGAUUACGGCAAGGCUGAGGCAGAAAUUCAGGAGGAUGCUGUGGCUCCUGGACAGAAAGUCUUACUCAUCGAUGACCUUCUGGCCACUGGAGGCACUCUUAACGCAGCGUGUGAGCUUAUGAAGAAACAGCAAGCCGUUGUGAUUGGCUGCUUGGUAGUAGUGGGGUGUCCAGAAGGAGCGGAUAAGUUAAAGCCCCACACCGUGUUCUAUUUGGUGGAAUUGUAAACCCACAGCUUGACACCUGUUCCUUCACAUUUUACAUGCUGGGAAUACACCACUCACAAACAAGACUGGCCAAACACCUGUCCAAUUGUUAUUGUGACACAGCACACAAGUGAACACUGCACACAAUGAAAUUGCAUUGAUGCCUCACCUGUGCAAGGGGGCAGCCCCCAAUAGCGCCCCAAGAGAGCAGUGCUAAAUUUGGCCCCUGGCCCUGCCCUAACCGCUUACCCAUGACCGCCCAUGGUGACAUGUGACAUGUGAAUACGUCACCAUCUCUCAUUGAUCUUCAUUGUUUUUCAUUGUGUUGCUUUCCAUGAUUACAAUGACCCUAAACAUACACCUAAGGCCAAAGUUUAUUUUUUUGAAGAGGUGAGAGUGAUUCAGUGAUUAAGUAUGACACCCGAUCUGCGUAUUUGAAGUGUUUUGAAGUGACUUAUCUGCUCAUUUUCACAUUAUGUUCGAUAGGCGACAAAACUUUUGUCUUGUGAAAAUCUGCCCUAUCUGUGUUCAUUAAAGGGUCAAUCUUU